This is a messenger RNA of Phascolarctos cinereus (koala), 1137 nucleotides long. The record is from RefSeq and is a predicted model, not a curated record. NCBI's taxonomy places the organism in Eukaryota, Metazoa, Chordata, Mammalia, Diprotodontia, Phascolarctidae.
AUGGAGAACUUUCUAGAAAACUUGGUGAAAAGAAGAAAGCCUUAUUAUGAUUUUUUUGGGGUAAAACUCAAUGCCUCCCAGGAAGAACUAAAAAAGGCAUAUAGGAAGCUAUCUUUGAAAUACCACUUGAUAGAUAAAAUAGAUAAGAAUUCAAAUGAAGGAGAAAAGUUCAAACAAUUCUCAGCUUAUGAAAUGCUUUCUGAUACAAAGAAAGAUUUAUAUGACAAAGGUGGAGAACAAGCCAUCAAAGAGGGUGGUUCUGCUAAUGACCUUGGUUUUCCAGUCAAAAUAUUUGCUAUGUUUUUUUGAGGAGGUGGAAGAAGGCUAAAGAAACAGAGAGAUAAAAAUGUUGCUCAUCAGUUGCCAGUGACCUUAAAAGAUUUAUAUAAUGACAACAAGAAACUGGCUUUGCAAAAGAAUUUGAUUUGUGAUAAAUGUGAAGGACAGGGUGGUAAGAAUGGAGCUGUGGAAUGCUGUAUCAAAUGCAGAGAUACUGGAAUGCACAUAAGAAUUCAUCAGAUAGAACCUAGAAUGGUUCAGCAAAUUCAAUCAAUUUGCAUGGAAUCAGGAUGCAGGGAACAAAUCAGACCUAGAGAUAGAUUUAAAUAUUGCAGCAGAAGGAAAAUUGUUCAAGGGAAAAAGAUUCUGGAGGUUCAUAAUGACAAGGGCAUGAAAGAUGGUCAGGAGAUAACAUUCCAUAAUGAAGGUGACUAGGAGCGAGGACUUGAGCCAGAAGAUCUUGAGCCAGAAGAUAUUAACAUUGCUUUGGAUCAGAAGGACCACACUAUAUUUACACAAUGAGCUGGGGAUCUUUUCAUGUGUACAGAUAUCCAAUUCGUUGAAGCACUGUGUGGCUUUCAGAAACCAAUAUCAACUCUUGACAAUAGAACUAUCGUCAUUCCUUCUCGCCCUGGUCAGAUUGCCAAGCUUGGAAAUAGAAAUAUCAAAUGUGUGCUGAAUUAAGGCAUCUCGAUUUAUUACUGACCUUAUGAAAAAAGGAUUCUAAUAAUUGAAUUUAAGGUAAACUUUCCAGAGAAUGGUUUUCUUUCAUCAGAUAAGCUAUCUUUGUUGGAAAAAUUACUGCUUGAAAGAAAGGAAGUAGAGGAGACUGGAGAAAUGCAUCGAGUAGAAUGGUGA